UUCACAAUGUUUGAUGACAUCAGAGAGUGUAUCACUUCCUCGGCAAUCAAUGGCUUCCUCAUCCCCUCAUACAGUGGCAUUUUAUUCAAACUCUUAAUUUUCUAUUUUCGUACAUAUUUGUGCAAUGUACAUUUUUCCAGCUGAAUGAUAUAUAUGAUGCCGUAUAAUAAAAGUAAAUUCCAACCUUUUUUCACUGAUGAACUGAAGAGUACCGACUAUCAUCGCUUUUUGAAAAGUCUUUUCACACUGCAUUAUGCCUUGGAAAACGUUAUGAUUGAAACAAAAAAGACGAAUAAUGAGCACGGAGUUGAUAUCCUCAAUCGUUUGAAAAUGCUCGUUUAUGGGACCAGCCAAAAGUUUGGAGUUGUAAAUUUUCACAGCGGAGUUGAACUGUUGGACCUUGUCAUUGCGUGGUGCAGGAUGAAAUUUGGGGACGAGAUGAACAAAACAAGUGUCUUUCGUAUUGGGGCGUGCUUGGCAGACAACGACUCAUUGUCAGAUGAAAUGCGAAAGUUUCGCUACGCAGUUGCAGGAUUCGGCCAUAAUUUUCCUAUUGAAGCUAGCAAACGAGAAAAACUGAAGACGUUUGGUAAACCUACUGAUCUUGCGUACGCCAUGAAUACUCUUUACGAAGUAUCGGGUUUUGACUUGGUCUUCGAAAGCGACACUGAUGAAUCCAAAUCGACUAAUCAGGAGCAAAUUGAUUCUUCCGACUUUUGUUUAAUCGGCAAUAUUGAUGAGAUUGGAGCAAAUUCAAGCGAAACUUCGAUGGAAAACGGCUUAGAAGAAGUUCCGAUCGUCACAAAUAAAAACAAAAAACAGAGGAAGUCUCAUCGAUGCGACAUAAUGUAAAUGAGCUGUCACCGUUUUGUGUUUAAACUAUCAAAGUACAUAAAUAUUCGAGUCAACUAAUAUAAACAAUACUACGAUAAUUCCUUAUUACUUUUUGGCCUCUUUGACUUUACUUAUUAU
Caenorhabditis elegans is the source of this 972-nucleotide messenger RNA. RefSeq names its product NR LBD domain-containing protein (gene Y62H9A.11). The record is from RefSeq and is marked reviewed. The transcript has 6 exons. NCBI's taxonomy places the organism in Eukaryota, Metazoa, Nematoda, Chromadorea, Rhabditida, Rhabditidae. Bases 157 to 852 code for a protein of 231 amino acids.